AUGCAUAACCCGUGUGACCCCAGCGUCUCGUCUCGUGGUGAGAGGAUGCGUUACCCAUGUGACCCCAGCGUCUCGUCUCAUAGUGAGACAAUGCGUAACCCGUGUGACCCCAGCGUCUCGUCUCGUAGUGAGACGACGCGUAACCCGUGUGACCCCAGCGUCUCGUACGUCUCGUCUCGUGGUGAGAGGAUGCAUUACCCAUGUGACCCCAGCAUCUCGUCUCGCAGUGAGACGACGCAUACCCCGUGUGACCCCAGGGUCUCAUCUCAUAGUGAGACAAUGCGUAACCCGUGUGACCCCAGCGUCUUGUAUGAGACGACGCGUAACCCGUGUGACCCCAGCGUCUCGUCUCGCAGUGAGACGACGCGUAACCCGUGUGACCCCAGCGUCUCGUCUCGCAGUGAGACGACGCGUAACCCGUGUGACCCCAGCGUCUCGUCUCGUAGUGAGACGACGCGUAACCCGUGUGACCCCAGCGUCUCGUCUCAUAGUGAGACGACGCGUAACCCGUGUGACCCCAGCGUCUCAUCUCCUAGUGAGACGAUGCAUAACCCGUGUGACCCCAGCGUCUCGUCUCCUAGUGAGACGAUGCAUAACCCGUGUGACCCCAGCGUCUCGUCUCCUAGUGAGACGAUGCAUAACCUGUGUGACCCCAGCGUCUCGUCUCGUAGUAAGACGAUGCGUAACCCGUGCCUUUGCAUCAGGUUUCUGACUUUGUGGAUGAGUUGA
This is a messenger RNA of Electrophorus electricus (electric eel), 729 nucleotides long. NCBI's taxonomy places the organism in Eukaryota, Metazoa, Chordata, Actinopteri, Gymnotiformes, Gymnotidae. The record is from RefSeq and is a predicted model, not a curated record.